GCCUGAGAUUCAGGGAGUGUGCAGAAGUCCAAUACCUCACUCUGCUUGCACUGCUUCUUCUGUAUCUGUAGCACACAGGGCUCUUGUUUCAGGCUGAAAGGGGGGAAGGAGCUGCUUGUUUGAUCCACUCAUUUCUAAAGCAGGGUGUUUGGGAAAUCUUCCAUCAGCAUAAAUGUAAGGAGGGCGCAAAUAUAACCCACCGUGGAGAUAGCAGCAGUAGCUAUUGAUUUCUUGUCGUUUUCUGUACACUCUGCCCAGGAAGAAGACUUGUUUACAACACUUAACAGUCAACCUUUUUGCUGAUGCAAUGGAAGAAAGCAGAGCAAAUGAAUGAAGUGAAUCUCCCUGGGAUUGGUAUAUUGGUGUAUAUUGAGAUGAACAUAAGAAGGGAGUGGUUGCAACAUCACUGGUUGAAAGAAAACCAUCAUCUCUAAAGAAAAAAAAAUCAGAUAUUGAGUCUCUGCUGAAGCCAUGGGAUGUGGCACUUCUACUACGACAAGUCGGGUGAACAAAUCAGAGAGAGCCAUUAAAGCAGCUAUCCUCAUUCAAAGAUGGUUUCGGUCUUACAUGGUCCGGCUGGAGAUGAGGCGAAGAUAUGCUCUGAGUAUUUUUCAGUCAAUUGAAUAUGCGGAAGAGCAGGCUCAGCUACAGCUUUCCAGCUUUUUCACAUAUAUGCUGGACCAUUUUACUCAGCCCAGUGAGACUGAUCCAGAUAUGAACUCACAUUUUUCCCCAAGUGCCAGUGACUCCAGUAUACCUGGCUCAGAUCUAACUAUGGCAGAAUAUGAGAGAACAAUAGAGGUACCGAAUUCCUACUAUGGGCCUCGCCUAUGUUUCCCCCUCACUACUGCUGACACUGAUGCGAUUCUUCAGGCCUUCAAGCAUCAACAGCAACUUCAUGCCCGAUAUGUGCUCCAGCUGCUGCACGAGACCAGAAAAGUCCUUCAGCAGAUGCCAAACAUCAGCCAUCUGUCAACCUCCUAUGCCAAGGAAAUAACAAUCUGUGGUGAUUUGCAUGGAAAGCUGGAUGAUCUUUUGCUGAUAUUCUACAAAAAUGGCCUUCCUUCAGAAGAAAAUCCAUACGUUUUUAAUGGUGAUUUUGUUGAUAGAGGGAAAAAUUCCAUAGAAAUUCUUAUAAUCCUGUUUGCAUUUCUUCUUGUCUACCCUAACCAUUUACACUUGAAUAGAGGAAACCAUGAAGACUACAUCAUGAAUCUUAGAUAUGGUUUUACCAAAGAAGUUAUGAAGAAGUACCGGUCCUAUGGCAAAAAAAUUCUUCAUCUUCUACAAGAUGUCUACAGCUGGCUUCCUCUUGCAACUAUAAUUGACAGUAAAGUUCUUAUCUUACAUGGUGGGAUAUCCGACACCACUGAUUUGAAUUUGCUGAAUUUAUUUCAGAGAAACAAGCUAAAGUCUGUGCUAAAACCAUUGAAGUCAAACACAGAAACAAACUCUGAGCCACCACAAGGUGUUAGUUGUGUGGAAGUUGGUUCCCAUCCCAAGGAAGUCAACAAGUGCCUUUCUGGACAAGACAUCUUGAUCAAAGAAGGCACAAGGUCUUCAUCAGCAUCUAGUGGGAGAAGACAAGACAGGAGGGAUGUGACUGAUGUCAACAAGCAUCGUAACCUCCUUCCUGACAGAACCAGUUCUAGCCCACUCUUGGAAGUGCAAUGUCCUAAGUCCACUAUUAACACACCGUGCACAUCCCCAGAAUUAACAACGAAGGCAUGGAAGCAAGUGGUGGAUAUUCUCUGGAGUGAUCCUGUACACCAAAAAGGCUGUAUACCAAACAAAUAUCGAGGAGGAGGUUGCUACUUUGGGCCUGAUGUUACUGCCAGGUUGCUGAAAAAGUAUAAUUUGAAAAUGCUCAUCAGGUCUCAUGAAUGCAAACAGGAAGGCUAUGAGAUCAGCCAUAAUGGAAAGGUUAUUACUAUUUUUUCUGCCUCUAACUACUAUGCAGAAGGAAGUAAUCGCGGGGCUUACAUCAAACUCAAUCCGGAUCUGAUCCCUCGCUUUGUUCAGUAUCAAGUCAGCAAAUCCACACGGAAACAGACUCUUCAUCAGAGGGUGACUGCGAUUGAGCUAUCUGCCUUAAAAUGUCUGCGAGAGAAACUUUACACACGAAGAUCAGAACUCAUUGCAGCUUUUAGACAAUAUGAUCCAAAUUAUACAGGAAGGAUUUCUCCCAGUGAGUGGGCUUCAGCAGUGGAGUCUGUUUUGUGUCUAGCCCUCCCCUGGAGAACUCUGCGUUCUCGGCUGGUUCAUCUAGCCCGGGAUGGAAGUGUUGAAUAUCUUUCAUCUUUUGAUGACUUAGAGAUCAAGCUGCCCAUCAAAGAGGUUCAGCCAUCUUUGGUGGAAACAUUGUGCAGAUACAAAGCUGACCUGGAGAUAAUCUUUAAUAUGAUUGACAGAGAUAAUUCAGGUCUUAUCUCUAUUGAUGAAUUCCGCCAGACAUGGAAGCUCUUCAACCUGCACCUGAGAAUUAAUGUAGACGAUGACUCUAUUGACAAGUUAGCCCAUAGCAUUGACGUCAACAAAGAUGGUAGCAUUGACUUUAAUGAAUUUCUAGAAGCUUUCCAUGUGGUUCAUAAAUUUGAGAACAGAUAUAGCCAAUAAAGGAGUAGAAUUUACUCUGAAUUCCCAGCAAGGAGCUUCUCUGCUGUCACAUUUUGCUAAGAAACUUCAUGACUAAAUGAUGGCUGCCUUAAUACUGAGAAGAUGGAAUGAACAAUGUUUCUGGGGAAAAGACUGUGUGGAGCAGAGAUAACUGAGCAUGAUAAUUUGUCAACAGAUAUGGGACUAAUCAAGGGCAUAGCUACAAUUGAAUGGGGGGCACAGAUGUCUCCCCCCCCAACAAUGCUCCUGUUUGAGGAGAGGCCUAGGGGGCCAUUUUUAUUUUUUGUUCCAGGAUCCACUCCAACCCUGCUAUGCUUCUGGAGCUAAUGGGAGAGGGAGGGUGAGAGAGAGAGAGAGAUGGGGGUGGGGGGAGAUCUAAAAAUAAAAACCAUUAUUGUACUACAUUCUCAGAUGUAACUGCAACAGUGCCAUAUUGAGAGUCUCAGCAUUUAUUCUGAUUAUUUAUUUCUUCAUAAGGCUUCUUCACAUUUGAUGUUUUUCCUAUACAGGCAUACAUUGGUAUAGGGGAGAAAGCAUUAUAUACCAUUAUGUGUAAAAAGCGGGCAUACACUCAGGAGAGGAGACUGCCCCUUCUUCUGAAGUAAUUCAAAGCAAUGGGGAUGGACUUGGGUUUUCAUCAGAAGCCUUGUACCUACAAAGGACCCACUCACAUAAUUACUUUGAUCAUCUUUUCCCUCCAUAAUAACUGUACCCAAAUAUAUAAUCAUGUACAUAUGCUAUAAUCACAUGCUGACGUAAGGUAUUAGGGAGUUUUCCUUAACCCAACAUUUCUGGAGUAAGCUACAUUAGGAACAAUUUUGUUGAAUUAAAAAAAUAUUAUUACUAAACAGGAAAAUAUAGAACAGCAGUAAUUAACCACAAUUAAACAUCUGUCCACCUUCCCUGAUACUUGUAGGGAUUAAUUCCAUCUUUGAAUUUCUGGCUAGAUUGUCCAAGUGUAAGAUAUUUAAAACAAAAUGACAUUGAUACUCCACUACAUAGGAAUGUAUAUGAUACAUAAUUCAUUAAUAUGCCUAUAAGUACAAUGCAUGCCUGACUUAAUAUGACUAUUAGGCUUUACUAAACAGAUUAGGUAGAACACCACUCAGCAUACAGCAUGCAUUUUUUGCCCUCAGAAUGGUUGUAUUACUUACGGCAGUGCAGGCACGAUAGCAAAACAUUUAUUUCGUAGAGUUAUGAAGUGUCCAUUCACAAGAAUACAAUCAAUAAAAGAGUUCAUAUACCAAAAUAAUAUUACAAAAAACUUUAAGGCCAAUCUUUUCUCUUGGGGAAAUGAGCCAAUUUACAAAUCCCAAGCACUCAGAAACAAGGCUGAGUACUUCACGGUUGUUACAGAGUGGGUGGGGAGGAGAUUGAGGUCAAAUAAUAGAACAGGGUAGAGACCAGAGAUCUUCCAGUAAGACACUAAAAUCCUCUAAUGCUCAAAUAAUAAUAAUCCUGGAAAUAUUGACCCUUGCUUCAUUGCAAACAGUUGGCUGGAGCCGGUAGUGUCAGAAAAACUGCAUUCAAGCUGAAGCCAGGAUAAAACAUAAGCUUCCUUACACGGCAAAAAAAAUGUUGUUCUGAAUCAGACUUACUUCAUUUGGCAAACAUUUUGGUUGUCUGGGAAGAAGGAAGCUCAUUGGGGCACCAGUAGAGGGAGGUAAGGGCCUUACUGCUUCUUAGUUGUUCUGGGGACACACACACCCCUUAAUUGAACUUGCAUGCAUGCUGCUUUAUUUACAUAUGUUCUAAAUGUCCCUGAUUACCAGGGACAAUCCCUGUUUUCCAGUCUCUAUCCCUAAUAAAUUAUUCUCCCUGUU
Messenger RNA from Hemicordylus capensis (graceful crag lizard), 4439 nucleotides. It is a transcript of the gene PPEF1, whose product is annotated as protein phosphatase with EF-hand domain 1. The record is from RefSeq and is a predicted model, not a curated record. The transcript is spliced from 17 exons. The coding region runs from base 472 to 2616 and encodes 714 amino acids. Gene Ontology annotation, cellular component: nucleus; cytosol. NCBI's taxonomy places the organism in Eukaryota, Metazoa, Chordata, Lepidosauria, Squamata, Cordylidae. Gene Ontology annotation, biological process: detection of stimulus involved in sensory perception. Gene Ontology annotation, molecular function: calcium ion binding; protein serine/threonine phosphatase activity; manganese ion binding.